This is a messenger RNA of Penicillium daleae, 1899 nucleotides long. RefSeq lists its product as uncharacterized. Gene Ontology annotation, molecular function: DNA binding; zinc ion binding. Gene Ontology annotation, cellular component: nucleus. Gene Ontology annotation, biological process: DNA-templated transcription. The transcript is spliced from 6 exons. NCBI's taxonomy places the organism in Eukaryota, Fungi, Ascomycota, Eurotiomycetes, Eurotiales, Aspergillaceae. Bases 1 to 1899 code for a protein of 632 amino acids. The record is from RefSeq and is a predicted model, not a curated record.
AUGCCAGAGGCGCAAACAGAAGCCGCCAAUGGCCUUGCAACCAUUGCCAGGCGCGGAAGAUCCCUCAUUUAUGUAGAUAUCCUCAAAAGCAACCAUCUAUCGGCGCAAAGGCCGCGAAAGUUAUCUUCUAAUAGUGAUAUCCAAGUUGAUGUCAAAGCGGAAGAGCCUGAGCUUAAAGCUACGGAUCUUCCGGCUCUCGCUGAGAAAGAUGAACUUCGUGGCCUGGGGUAUCUGCCCGACGAUGAAAAUCUAUUGUUCGGAAAUGCGGCGCCCACGUCAAAACACUCAGCAUCAAAUCAAACUGUUCCGAGCCUUUCUCCCGAGAUGAGGAACGUGUUGCAACUUUUGCCUCCAAAGCCCUACACAGACAUCUUAAUCGAGCGAUACCUGGAAGUCACAAAUUAUGGAUACUAUUGUCUCUAUCCGCCUACUUUCUCACAAGAUUACGCAGCAUGGUGGUCCGAUCGAGCCAAUGGCAAGCCACUAACACCGGAAUUUACUUGUCUGCUCAUUCGAGUGUGCGCAUGCUCAGCUCAGUACUUGGACGUUGAGAUCCAGCAAAAACUCGAGUCCGAGCUGGGUGAAUCUGUACAGAGCCUUUCAGAAAGCUAUCAUCACGCUGCUAAACAAUUAAGCAACGCGAUUCCGCCCGGAAAAGGAGGGCUCGUUCAAAUUCAGCAACUUUUUCUCACGGCGGGUUGGUACAAGGCUGAGUCGUUAUUCGUUGAAUCCUGGCAUGCUUUGACUUGCGCAAUACAUGAGGCCCAGGAACUGGGUAUGCACAAGAGCGCUCCCCGGGCGGGCUUGUCAGAAUUCGAUAUUGAAAUGAGACGCCGAAUGUGGUGUCUCUUAUAUGUCUGGGACUGGCAAAUGGCUUUACUUCUUUCUCGCCCGCUCAUCAUCAAUCAAUACUAUUAUCCUUUCGAGCUUCCGAACAUGCAGCUUGAAUGUCAUGACUCCAAAACGGGCCCACCCUCCCCGUUUUCCCAUAUAUCUUCCCAGUGCGAACUUGGCAAGAUCAUCUCUCGGGUGCCGCCUACCAUGGGUGGCACGACUGAACCUAGUCAAGCCAAUGCCAUCAAGGUAGAUAUAGAUCGGUGGCUCGCCUCCCUUCCACCAGCCUACCGAGAAGCGAGCCCAGACAUCCAGUGGGAUGAGAAACAUAUUUACGUGCCGCUCCAGCGUCACCAACUGCGGGCGAUCGGAUAUAUGACGAUGCUAUUACCAUUCAAAGUAUUCCUCACCAAGACAUUCGACAGUAAGACUUCCGAGACGGACAAGGCACUAAGAAGCACCGCCGUCGAGAUUGCUCUACACCUGAUCGACGUCUCUCAUGGACUAUUUGACCAUGUCUAUCCGCUGAAUGCUAAAUUCCAUCUACUCACUUUCUUACUUUUUGACACUGCUGCAUUCUUAUGCUCUGCCAUGAUUCAUGACAAGGAUAGCAGCCUUCCACAACGUGAGAAAAUCAUUCAAAAAAUCAGUCUUGCAUGCUCUCUCAUGCACAAGCUGGCCCAAGUCACCAAAACAGGCGCAAUCUGCUACCCAGUUCUUGCCCGACUUGCGAAGAGCCUAUCUAAAUCAUCCAAGAAAACCACGACAUUUGCUGGUAUGAAUGGCGAAGUCUCUAAUCGGGAAAUCAACGGUGCUGGGCCCUCACCAGAGACAGAGCUGGAUUCAUUCCCUCCUUCAGAUACCAUUUCCACGGAAUCUUUAUCCUCAUCUCUGGGUUCUUUGGACUCGAAUGAAAUCUUUUUGCCUGCCUCUUUAGACCUUUCGGUACCAGGCAUGGAAACACCCCCGCUCAUUAGCGUGGGCGACUUUUCAAAUUUGGACGUCGGCCAGUUUGAUCAAAUCUGGGACUGGCAAAAUCUUGACUUGACAUUGUUCCCUGUAUGA